Molecule: messenger RNA, 5133 nt
Organism: Epinephelus fuscoguttatus (brown-marbled grouper)
Lineage: Eukaryota; Metazoa; Chordata; Actinopteri; Perciformes; Serranidae
Gene: wdfy2
Product: WD repeat and FYVE domain containing 2
Exons: 12
Coding region: 190-1392 (400 amino acids)
Molecular function (GO): protein binding; metal ion binding
Source: RefSeq, a predicted model, not a curated record
GUGUGUGUGUGUGUGUGUGUGUGUGUGUUGUCAGCUGACAGGCAGCAUCCCUGGCAGCCGUCACAACACCGUGUGCUGCCUGCUGACAGCUAGCUAGCAGCUCCUAGCCGAGGCUCCGCUGUUGCACCAGGGGUGGGUUAUGUUUCCCGGAGCCAGCACCGUACACGGAGGCUCGUGCACCACCGACUCAUGGCGGCCGAAAUCCAGCCCCAGCCGCAGGCUCGGAAGCCAUGUCUGCUGAGCAAGAUCGAGGCUUUCCAGGAUGUUGUGAGCUCGGCGGUCAUCAUUCCCAAAGAAGACGGUGUUAUCAGCGUGUCGGAGGACAGGACGAUUCGGGUAUGGCUGAAGAGAGACAGCGGUCAGUACUGGCCCAGUGUCUACCACACGAUGUCAACGCAGUGCUCCUGCAUGUCCUUUAACCCAGAGACCAGGAGGCUGUCUGUGGGGAUGGAUACUGGAAGUAUCUGUGAGUUCAUCCUGUCAGAAGACUACAAUAAGAUGACUCCAGCAAGCACCUACCAGGCCCAUCAGGGUCGAGUGACAGUGGUGCUGUUUGUGCUGGAGAUGGAGUGGCUCCUGAGCACCGGCCAGGACAAAAACUUCAACUGGCACUGCUCAGAGAGCGGCCAGCAGCUGGGGACGUAUCGCACUGCCGCCUGGGUUACAGGACUACAGUUUGAUGUGGAGACCAGACACGCCUUCGUCGGGGACCAGUCUGGUCAGGUGACCAUCCUGAAGCUGGAGCAGGACAGCUGCAGCCUGGUCACCACCUUUAAGGGACACACUGGUAAUGUGACGGCGCUGUGUUGGGACCCGGUCCAGAGGGUGUUGUUCUCCGGCAGCUCAGACCACUCCAUCAUCAUGUGGGACAUCGGAGGGCGCAAAGGCACCGCCAUCGAACUGCAAGGACACAAUGACAAGGUUCAGGGCUUGUGCUACGCCUCACACACUCGUCAGCUCAUCUCCUGCAGCUCAGAUGGAGGCAUAGUUAUCUGGAACAUGGACGUAACACGACAAGAGACCCCAGAGUGGCUGGACAGCGACUCCUGUCAGAAGUGUGAGCAGCCUUUCUUCUGGAACUUCAAACAAAUGUGGGACAGUAAGAAGAUUGGCCUGCGACAGCACCACUGCAGGAAGUGCGGCCAGGCAGUGUGCGGCAAAUGUUCGUCCAAGCGCUCCACCAUCCCCCUCAUGGGCUUCGAGUUCGAGGUGCGCGUGUGUGACAGCUGCCACGAGUCCAUCACUGACGAGGAUCGAGCGCCCACAGCCACCUUCCACGACAGCAAGCACAGCAUUGUUUACAUGCACUAUGAGCCCACCACUGGGAAUCUGCUCACCUCUGGCACCGACAAGGUUAUCAAGCUAUGGGACAUGACUCCUGUGGUGUCCUGAGAUCUGUGGGCGUCCAGCAGUCAGCAGGAGGCUCUGUUCUCCAAACUGUGGUGAUUUCACGGCGGCAGUCGCACUUGGAAGAGAAAGACAGAAGCAUAUCCAACACUAUAGAUGUCAUCUGGAUAAUAUUUGACAGUUAUUCAACAAGUAGCGGUGGCUGUUGCACGUUCACAGUGAGACACACUGCAGGCCGGUGAAGCCUGGGAACAGGACAGGCCCUGGAUGACACAAGGUUACAGACAGUUGUGGGUGUUUGUUUGUGUGAAGGGUGGCGGAUCUGUGUGUGUGUGUGUGUGUGUGUGUGGGAGGGUUUGAGGACUUUGACUUUAUAAGGAAUUGAAACACCUUAUUUACUUAACGUUCAUGCAUUCCUGCCGAUUUCAUACUGGAAACAGUGAGAGAAACAUUUCUGCGCUGGCAGAGGGUACCACCAAACCCAAACUUGGUACUUUUCUUUAGAUGUGAAGCACAACAUGAAACUGGAACACUCAUUCACAGAGUAACGCUCACUCACAUUUAUUCAGCAGGUUGCAGAUUCUCCACAAGAGGAGGCUGUUUGACCAGUUCUGCACCUGCCAACCUGCACCACCUGCAGGAGCACAAAGUAACAGCAGCAGCAGCAGUUUUUGCUUGUCUUUAUUUUUUGUACUCUACAUCUCACAAAGAGGAUUCGUCAGCUGCUGUUUAAGGUCAGAAAUUAAGUUUCAGACUCAACAAAUCUGGUCAGGACCUCCUCUUUCUACCAGAGGACACUUAGAAGAGAGGAGUGUUACAUUUUGGACAUGUUUAAAGGAAUACUUCACCCCCCAAAUGAUCAUUUAUAUAUCAGUUAUUUACCCUGUGUCAUGUUGAAUUUGUGAGGAAGUGUUUUGUUCUUCUCACAAGCCUCCACGGUAAACGAAGAAUCCAAAAACAGAUGAAGUUCUUGAUGAAUUAAAGUCAUCAGGGACCUCAUUUAUGAUAUAACAACAGCAAAACUAUAUCAAAUCAUCUGUUUACUUCCUAAACACAUGCAUUUUCAUUAAAAUCUUACUAUUUAAAACUGAACUGAAAGUUUUUAUCAUCUAGUUUGAGGACAGUGGGACUUCUUAGUUCUUUAUACUUACCAAGUCCUACUGUUCCUAAAUAGCUAGGAGAAACUAAAAAUGCAAACCAAACAGAGGAUAUAGUUUUGUUGUUAAUAAACGUGGUCACCUUGGACGCCAUCAGAAAUUUUCCGUUUUUGGAUUCUUCGUUCACUGUGGAGGCAUUUGAGAUCAGUUACCUUCACAAAUUCAUAACAUAAAACAUAAUGUGGUGAGUAACUGAUACACAAAGGAUCUUUAGGAUGGGAAGCAUUCCUUUAAAAUGUAAUAUGUAUAAAACCUGUUAUGAACAACAGCAGCUAAAAAACUGGAGCUGUAACUCAUUUCCUGCACUUGUGUCAACACUAGAAUUUUUUGAUUCAGAUGGUGCUCAUGAGCAUACCUAGUCUAUCUGCUGCUCUAAUGCUGUUUCUUUCCCUGCCAACGGUGGCACAGGUCGGACUGAAACUGUUGUAGUACACCGGCUGAUCCUGGUUUCAGGUGCUUCACAUCACCGUCACUGCGUGUUCUUGGUAUCAUGUUCAAGAGAGGAAAGAAAUCAUGCGCUACUCUCUGAACGCAGCAAACUGGUAUCAGUAUCAUAAGUUUCUGUUGAGGCAGCUGUUCGUCACAUCAACCAUUACAGUAGGGGGAGAGUUGAGACAAGUCAAUCUACUCCAAUCUGAUUAUCUGAAUUUGUAUCAGAGGUAAAAACAAAAAGGAGUACAGGUCAUGCGAUUCUGACUUUUGUUUCUACUCAGUGGGCUGGAUAUGUGCUCAGAGAGGCCUCCAAACUGCACAGUAUCUGAAUAUCCACAUAGUUUUUUGCAGUUUAAAUAUGUGUGGAUGUUUGGCUUAAAUUUCCAGAGGUUAGGUUAAUACAGAGGACACUGGUUUUAUUUUAAACUCUUGUCAUGAUACCGUAAGAACGCACAGUUUUUGCCUAAAUCCACUCAAGUGCUAAGUACACCUGUCGGAUUUUGUAAUCUGUUAAUUAACCAAUCAGACUGCUUGCUGAUCCUUGUAUGUUUUCUACUGUCGGCUGUUUUAUGAGAUUAUUUAUUAUUCUAAGUGUGGUCUUAAUGUUUCUGACAUGCAAACGCACAUGUCUUCGAGUUAAUCAGUGGCAGCACGUUCACAUAUCGUGUAUCGGGACUGAAAGGAAACUAAUGAACAUUUGAUUUUGUCGUCAUUGUUACUGUCACAAUACUGUAUACGGACGUUUAUGUCAAUGCACUGGAAUCAAAAAGCAAAAAUACGUCACAAAUCGCUGCUGUGAAGAGAGAAUAUGAUUUUGUUUUUUGUGAUUAUCAAGAUUUUGCUUUAAUGAUCAGAUGGUUGAUCUUCUCAUGUUCAAAGCCCACUGAAUAUUUCCCAAAGAUGUUUGAUAUUUAGAUUGAAAACAAGGUUUUUUUAAAACUUGUAGGCUUGACUGUUCAUGAAAAAAAAUUGUCUGCACUUUCACAUCUGCCCAUAAAGGUACAUUUAUAGCAGCUGUUUACUCAUGAAUGUGAGCCUGUGGGUACGUAGAUCUUAAAGGGACAGUUCUGAUUUUUUUAAGUGAUGUCGUAUGAGGUAGUUGGUGUACCUGCAGUAGAUAGCGGUCGGCACACUCCCACUUUGCAGAAGUAUGCAGGAGUGCUGCCAUGGAAACUAAGCAAUGUACUGCUGUGGAAGCGGGGGGAGUAACAAAACGUUAUAGCCACAGAAAAAAAUCUGUAUCUGUCUAAAUGUUCGCUUUAUUGAGAAUAUUUUCACAGCUUUAUCUUGACACUGAGAACCCGUUCCGCUGGAGGAGCGAUCAACUCUUUCAGUUCGCCAUGUAUGCUCUCAUCGAAACCACCAAACUUCUUUAACAAAACCAGUAAUUUAGGCUCGCUCAAAGUGGGAGCUGCUCGUCUACUGCUGCCUCGAUUACUUAGUUCGUUUGUGUCAUUGUGUGACUUCGGUGAAUCCGAACCAACCACUUUAAACGCUGAAGUCACACAAUAACAAACUACCUAACUCUCUCUAAAAUAUAUUCUGCUGCUGCCCCUGUCCACGGCAGCACAUUGCUUAGCUUCCAUGACAGUACGUCUGCCUGUUUCUCCAAACUGAGGGUGCACAAACUGAUCUACUGUCCAUAUUACACUAACUAUGCAUCAGUACCUCAUACAACCCACUUGAAAAGAUCUGGACUGUCUCUUUAUAGGACCCUGCCAGUGUUUUCCUCAGUUUUUUAGCUUCUUAGCUACAGUACAAAUCAUGUGCGGUAUAUUUAAUGGUUUUUUAGACCAGUUUUAACUGCAUGGUGUACAGUUUCAGGUUUUGAGGAUGUGUUUUGCAAAUCUUUCAAAUACGCUGUCUGUUUCCAGCUCAUUGAUCGUCACUGCUGAAAUUCAUGUGAAACGGCGGCUGCUUGGAAUAAUACUAAAAACACCUAAACUCCCCCUAAAACACAGCUCUGCAAAAUAAGUGCCCGUGAUCUUGUAAAGUAUAUGAGCUUUAAAUGAGCAAAAAUUUGAUUUGAUAUAUCACAGUACCCUAACUUCAAUUGCAGUCAACGUCAAUUCAUCUGAGGCCAGUGGUCUAUUUUUCUGUUGCAGGAAAGAUAACAGACAUUGUUGUGUGUCUCAGUGUGUCCAUUACUGUAACCAUGUAUGUAUAAAUGACUUAUUAAAAGAGCAGGUUCACCUUC